AUGAAACGAAUCAAUAACAAGGUUAUCUUUCUAAUAGCUACUGUAAUUGUAGCUUUGCUUGCAUUAGGAGUUUCCGUCUCCUUGCAACAACAAGUAUCUGCUCAAGCAGGUGCCCAAGCUAGUAGUAGUGGUGCUUCUGUUAAUGCUGGAGGCCAAGCCAGUGCUGGAAAUCAGAAUAACACUCAAGGUGGUGGACAAGGGCAAGGACAAGGACAGCAACAAGGUGGCACACAAGGACAGAACAAUACAUCUACUCAAGAGUUGAACAAGUUUUUGAAUCGUAUUGAUACUGAUUUGAGAAUGAUUGGAAGCUUUAUUGAUAGAUGUGCAGGUUUGCAGCAACAAGGCCCAGGUGGUCAACAAGGUGGUCAACCAGGUGGUCCUGGACAAGGACAAUUUGGUCAACCAGGCGGACAAGGUGGAAUGCCACAACAACCUCAACCAAUUCAAGACCAAGGACCUCCAACUCAACAACAACAACCUGAAUCUAUGUGGUAUUCAAUGUUGGGAAUGAUUGGCUUACAACAAUCUCCUCAACCACAACUUUCUGCCCAACAACAAUUCCCACAACCUUCUCCUCAACCACAGCAAUCACCAGCUCAAGCUCAGCAAUCACCACAACCUCAACAAUCACCGGUUCAAGCCCAACCAUCUCCACAACCACAGCAAUCACCAGCCCAACCUCAACAAUCACCACAACCUCAACAAUCACCAGUUCAAGCCCAACCUUCUCCACAACCUUCUACAGUUGGAGCUGGUGCUGGUAGUCAAGAAACUAGACAACAAAUUGCUUGUGGAAUUGUUACCAAGGCUGCCACUAACUUGUUGAAUAAUACCAUGAGUUUAGUUUCCACUGUUAGUAACAAUACCCAAAUCAGCUCAUCACUCAAGCAAGCUGUUGCUCAAUUGCUUAUUAAGGCAAAUUUAUUGUCUUCCAAUGCCAAGAAUUCAAGUUGGACCAAUUUCCUUACCUCAUUUGAUCAAUAUGCUGUUAGUUUCUCAGCCUUGCAACAAUCUCUCUCCAGACGUCAACAACAAGGCGGCCAACAAGGAGGACAAGGACAACAAGGCGGCCAACAAGGUGGCCAACAACAAGGUGGUCAAGGACAGCAAGGUGGUCAAUUCGGUCCUCCACAACAAGGUGGUCAACAAGGACAAUUUGUGCCACCUCAACAACAAGGUGGUCAACAAGGUCAAUUCGGUCAGGGACAACAACAAGGCGGUCAACAAGGCCAAUUCCCUCCACAACAAGGUCAAGAUCAACAACAAUAUUCCUAUCCACAACAAGGUGGUCAACAAGGUCAACAAUAUCCACAACAGCCUUAUCAAGGACAAUAUGGUCAAGGACAACAAGGAGGUCAACAACAAUAUCCACAACAGCCUUAUCAAGGGCAACAACAAUAUGGUCAAGCAGGCCAAUAUGGUCAACAAGAUCAAUAUGGUCAAGGUCAACAAGGUGGACAACAAUAUGGUCAACAGUAUCCUUACCAAGGACAACAAGGAGGUCAACAACAAUAUGGCCAAGGUGGACAACAAUAUGGUCAACAAGAUCAAUACGGUCAAGGACAAAGUCAAUACGGUCAACAAUAUCCACAACAGCCUUAUCAAGGUCAACAAGGACAAAGUCAAUACGGUCAAGGACAACAAGGAGGUCAACAACAAUAUCAACCACAGUAUCCAACACCUUUCUACCAAAAUCCAUACCAAUACAGAAAUCCAUACUUUUACCAAAGCCCAAGUUAUCAAUACUAUCAACCACCACAACAACAACAACAAUAUGAAGGCUAUUAUCCAGAAUAUUAUUACUAA
Naegleria gruberi is the source of this 1809-nucleotide messenger RNA. RefSeq lists its product as uncharacterized. The record is from RefSeq and is a predicted model, not a curated record. The transcript has a single exon. The coding region runs from base 1 to 1809 and encodes 602 amino acids. Lineage: Eukaryota; Heterolobosea; Eutetramitea; Acrasida; Naegleriidae.